This is a messenger RNA of Radiomyces spectabilis, 819 nucleotides long. RefSeq lists its product as uncharacterized. NCBI's taxonomy places the organism in Eukaryota, Fungi, Mucoromycota, Mucoromycetes, Mucorales, Radiomycetaceae. The record is from RefSeq and is a predicted model, not a curated record. The transcript is spliced from 4 exons. The coding region runs from base 1 to 723 and encodes 240 amino acids.
AUGACUCGUCUCAUUGGCGAACACGCAGAAAAAGACGGUCACAUGCUUCAUUGGGCAACCGUGCUCAGAAAUCGCAGCAGUGCAGUGCUGUUUCCGCCGUAUUACCCAGCUAGCCCACUAAUGGAAUACCCAUUGGAUACGGAUUCUUUCGACAACACCAUUGAAAAAGCGAGGGAAACACUGCGAAAAAUUAGGGAACACAGAUAUGAGCAGUAUCUGAGAGAGGCCGAUGCCUACCGAGAACAAAUCGAGAAACAACGCGAAGACAAUGUGCAUGUACUGGAAGAUAAUGUCAAGGCGCUAGAAGCUCGUUUAAAAGCCCUGAAAGCUGCUUGUUUUGAGCUUGACCAACACAACGAUACCUGUCAACACACCAUUGCCGAACUACAACAGAACGAGGAACAACUGAUCGCGGAAAAUGGAACCAUAGAAAAAGAGAACAAAGAACUAGAGGAACAGAUUCAGCGACUCAAAAAAGAAGCCGAAGCUGGUGACCAGUUGCCAAAUGAAGGUUUAUCCGAUGCUGUCUCAUUACAGUUGGCCAUUUAUCACAGCUUGGGCAUACGAAUGGUACAAAAUGAUCAAGCCAUCUUCAAUAAGGCUGUUAUAACAUCGCCAGAUCAAGGACGAGUACGAACGGUAUCCCUGGAAGGUCUUUCGUCUUACUACGCCGCAAAAUAUCUGUGGAAUGCCAUCACACCACCACCAUCAUCACGUAAAUAAUAUCAUUUAUAUCCUUGCAUGUUACCUUCAAUACUUGAUAUUUAUACUUUUACACUGCAUAUAAAAAAAUAUCAUUAAGAUUUUGAUAAAAAUAAG